Molecule: messenger RNA, 3124 nt
Organism: Gavialis gangeticus (Gharial)
Lineage: Eukaryota; Metazoa; Chordata; Crocodylia; Gavialidae
Gene: EDNRA
Product: endothelin receptor type A
Exons: 8
Coding region: 258-1511 (417 amino acids)
Biological process (GO): enteric nervous system development; G protein-coupled receptor signaling pathway; regulation of blood pressure
Cellular component (GO): membrane
Molecular function (GO): endothelin receptor activity
Source: RefSeq, a predicted model, not a curated record
GGUUUGGGGGAGGGGGCAGACGCUCCGCUCCGGCUCUUUCUUCCCUGUGCUCAUCUAGCGGAGGUGGAGAUUUCCUGAUCCCACCCAGCCCGGCGGAGACGGGAGGAUCUGCUGAGCCUGGCCCGGAUAUCCAGCCUGGACCCGAGCGGCUUGCAAGUGCUCCCGGGGGGAGCCGCCUGGUAAAGAAGUGAGAAGGAUCACAGUAAAAUAUUGAAAGAGCUGUUUCACACAAUUUGCUUGCAAUUCAAGGCUUCAGGAUGGGAGCUUUUUGCUUAUGGGUUUCCUUGAUGCUUCUGGUACCAGGAUUUGUCCUCAGUGACAGCUCUGAUAGAUACUACACCAAUCUGAGUACUUUCACCAUCUACUCCAGAACAGAAGCUAACCUACUUCUUACUACCAGCAGACCCAUGCUGGUCAACAAAACUUACCCUUGCAGCCAACAGACGAGAAUUGCUAACACUUUUAAAUACAUUAACACAGUGAUAAGUUGUGCUAUUUUCAUCGUUGGAUUGGUUGGAAAUGCAACACUCCUGAGGAUCAUUUAUCAGAACAAGUGUAUGAGGAAUGGCCCGAAUGCACUGAUAGCUAGCCUGGCACUAGGAGACCUUAUCUAUAUCGUCAUUGAUAUUCCUAUCAAUAUAUAUAAGCUUCUUGCUCAGGGGUGGCCAUUUGAGAACUCCGAUUUUGGAUUAUUUCUUUGCAAAUUCUUCCCCUUUAUACAGAAGGCAUCUGUGGGAAUCACAGUUCUCAAUCUCUGCGCCCUGAGUGUGGACAGGUACAGGGCAGUUGCUUCCUGGAGUCGUGUACAGGGAAUUGGAAUCCCUAUGAUCACUGCUAUUGAAAUUUUCUCCAUUUGGAUUCUCUCCUUCAUACUGGCUAUUCCAGAGGCGAUUGGUUUUGUCAUGGUACCUUUCAGAUACAAGAAUGAACACCACACUACCUGCAUGCUCAAUGCUACAAGCCCAUUUAUGGUGUUUUACAAAAAUGCAAAGGAUUGGUGGCUGUUUGGUUUCUAUUUCUGUGUACCACUAGCAUGUACGGCCGUCUUCUACACGCUGAUGACAUGUGAAAUGCUAAACAGGAGGAACAGCAACUUGAGAAUCGCUCUCAGCGAACACCUAAAGCAGCGUCGAGAAGUUGCCAAAACUGUUUUCUGUUUAGUAGUGAUUUUUGCGCUCUGCUGGUUCCCUCUCCAUUUGAGUCGAAUUUUGAAGAAAACGGUAUACAAUGAAAAAGACCUUAACAGAUGCGAACUGCUUAGUUUCUUGUUGUCACUGGAUUACAUCAGCAUCAACCUGGCAACCAUGAACUCUUGUAUAAACCCAAUUGCUCUCUAUUUUGUCAGCAAGAAGUUUAAAAACUGUUUCCAGUCAUGUCUGUGCUGUUGCUGCUACCAGUCUAAAAGUCUAGUGACUUCAGUGCCAAUGAACGGAACAAGCAUUCAGUGGAAAAACCAAGAGUUGAACAACCACCAUAUAGAUCGAAGCAGCCAUAAGGACAGCAUAAACUGAAACUAAAGAACUUUGACAUCACUUCAGAAUCCAUCAGGACAAAAAGUAUCACAUCAAAGCUGUUUAAACAGGAAAUCAAUGAGUAUUCCAUGAAAUAUAAUCUAUGCAGACGUUUUUGUGCCCUUCUACCUAAUUACACAGACGUAACCAAGUAGAUUGACCACACAUUUAAACUUCUGUGAAUUGGGAUCUUCCUGACAAUGUUCCUGUCUCUGACAAUUAUACUCAUCUUACUGUACAGUUGAAAGACUCAUUCAGCACUGUGCAGACUGCUUGCUGUCUAUGAAUCAGUCAGGAAUGGCCCAGUGUGGAACUGGUACACAACCAUGUCUUUACAUGAUGGUUGAUUAGAAUUAUUCACAUGGGAUUUUUUGCAAGAUGUCAAAAGUGGAAUCUGUGAGCAUAUAGUUGAUCUCUGCCCUUCUGCCAAGGAACUACUUAAUUGAGUGGUGGUUAUACUCUGUACAAGAGCAUGUUUAGCAUGAUUUUUAAAAACCUUUUAUUUGGAAAUGAGUGAAUCUGUGCCAGUAUUUUUUUAACUUAAUUUUGCAAGAUGAGACAAUGCAAAAGCUGAACAUUUUGCGUUUGAAGCACUUUGCUAUUCAAAGAUUGGAACAGACCUUCUCACAUACCACCAACAUUAGGCACUCACAGCAUAGACUGAUACCAAAAAGGAAAUAUAACAUACUACAUUUUCUUACUCUCUUUGCAUAGUCAAGUUUUUUUUCUAUUUAACUCUUAAACUAGAUGAACCUAUAUUCAAACUAUAUCUGUUUUGGAUGUAAAUUGAAUUGAGAGUGCAGAAGUAUUAAUGGUACACCAUAAACACCUUACUAGGACUGUCUGGAACUCUUCUCAGAAGAUAGUCAACAGCAGUUCACAAACCGUCACGUAAUGGAGCUGAAGUCAUAGCUUCAGCAAAUGAAGACAGAACUCAUACCGCAAUCCAUUAGAGUUGUAUACACAUAAUGAUUUUAUGUCUCAUGCUUACGAAGUUCAAAUGUUUAAAAUGAGUAUAAAGUUCUUAUUUGGGUUAUUAACCAUAAAAAUACUAUUGACAAUAUAAGAUAUAGAAAAUACUGCUUACAUACAUGUAAACAUGUGACAUAACUUUCAUUACCACCAGCUCUUGUUACAUGGCAAGAAAUUUGUUGUUUGGCUGUUAUGUCUGCUAAAUAGAUAGUGUUUUAUUAAAUAGAAGAAUGAAAUAGAGCAGUAUCAGAUACAACAUGCCUGCUGCAGAAACCUACCAUGAGAUUUAUAAUAUCUGGUAGGCCAGGUUGCAAGGUAAUAACUACAGUGCUGUUUUUAACAUCCAGUUGUGUUGCAAGUGGAAGACACAAGCCUGCACAUUAUUUACUAGGUCAAAGUAUUAAGUGCCUUCUGCUGCAGAAUUUCCCAAAUGUUUACACACACAGCAAAAAGAAUCGUUUAAUGUAUAUUAAAAAAAUACCCUGCUCUUUAAAUUACUUCAUGUAUUUUGUGGGCUUUUGUCUCUAUGGCAUAUAUGUGUGUAUAUAUACAUACAGAUUUAUGUUAAUACAUUAUAAAACUAAAUAUAAUCUUUUGACAGUGCUCUGUAGUCAUGCCCAAGAGCAUGCUAUUGAAUGAGA